Messenger RNA from Triticum turgidum subsp. durum (durum wheat), 1347 nucleotides. NCBI's taxonomy places the organism in Eukaryota, Viridiplantae, Streptophyta, Magnoliopsida, Poales, Poaceae. The record is from the annotation of a GenBank genome assembly.
AUGGUACUACUCCAAGACAAUCUAUUUUUCAUUUGGCAUGAUGCUUCCGGAAACAUCCGCCUCUUCUUAAUUUUUCUGUGCAUAGCUACUAUGACCACACUCCUGUACCUCAUGAGCCGUUCACGCACAGUAUACAUUGUUGAUUAUGCGUGUUUCCGGCCUGACUCGAACUACCGCAUCAGCAAGGCCGCAUGGAUUGAGAACAUUCACCAUUCUCGGUCCUGCGACGACAGCGGCCAUCUGCGCUUCUUGACCCGUAUUUCUGAACGGUCAGGCCUUGGUGAUGAGACCUACCUCCUGGCUUGCCAUCAUCAUAUCCCACCAUAUUACUGUUUAAGUGAAGCCCGUGCUGAAGCGGAGUUGUCCAUCUUCACGACCAUAGAUGACCUUCUCGUGAAGACGUCUAUCAACCUUAAUGCAAUCGCCAUACUCAUCGUGAACUGCAGCAUCUUCAGCCCAACUCCGUCCCUCGCUGAUAUGAUCAUGAGAAGAUAUAAGCUUCGAGAUAAUAUUUGCAACGUGCAACUGUCUGGGAUGGGCUGCAGCGCAGGGCUAAUCGCCAUGGGUCUUGCGAAGGACCUUCUGCAGAACUUUCCCUCUAGCGCGCAUGCGCUGGUUGUGUCCACAGAGAUCUUGACUGGGACCUACUACACUGGGAGGAAGCGCGAAAUGCAGCUGACCAACAUGUUAUUCCGCAUGGGUGGCUCGGCGGUGCUCCUCUCAACAUCGAGUGACAAAGCUCGUUUUGAGGUGGCGAACGUAGUUCGGAAUUGUACCAGCUCCCAGGACAAUGCAUACCGAUGUGUAUCUUAUGAGGAAGAUGACGAGGGAAUUCUUGGUCUCAAUUUAUCCAAGGACCUUGUGGAUGUCGCUGGCAAGGCUCUCGGGGCUAACAUCACCACGGUUGGACCGCUUAUUCUCCCAUUGUCAGUCAAGAUUGCAUUUUUGCUCUCGUUCAUCUCACGAAAGGUGCUAAGUGGAACCAUGAAGCCAUAUGUGCCUGAUUUCCGCAAAGCUUUCGAGCAUAUGUGCGUACAUGCAGGUGGUCGAGCGGUAAUCGAUGCUGUGCAGCGUAGCCUCGGCCUGCUUGAUGAGCAUGUUGAGCCAUCAAGGAUGACACUUCACAAGUUUGGGAACACAUCGAGUAGCUCGGUAUGGUACGAGCUGGCGUACAGUGAGGCCAAGGGCCGAAUGAGGAAAGGGGACCGAGUUUGGAUGAUUGGAUUUGGCUCUGGAUACAAGUGUAAUAGUGCAGUGUUAAAGUGCACCCAGCCAGCAAAAAGUGCUGAUAAGGCAUGGCAAGAUUGCAUCAAUCGCUACCCGAUAGAUGUUCCUAAGGAGGUGUAG